Hermetia illucens (black soldier fly) is the source of this 783-nucleotide messenger RNA. RefSeq lists its product as uncharacterized. The transcript has a single exon. The coding region runs from base 1 to 783 and encodes 260 amino acids. The record is from RefSeq and is a predicted model, not a curated record. NCBI's taxonomy places the organism in Eukaryota, Metazoa, Arthropoda, Insecta, Diptera, Stratiomyidae.
AUGAAAGAGUACGAGGAGGUCGAGGAUGCCUGGGGCGAAUGUUCAGUGGUAUUCCGUCAAAACAUUGCCAGUUACCUAGCUGCGGAGAGCAGGCAACGUCCAGCAGUUCAAGAGGCCCCAGAUGCAGGCGAAAACGUAGUCAGGCUGGAAAGGAUUAAAAUACCCAGCUACAGCGGCGACUUCACUCAGUGGGCAGCAUUCCAUGACUUAUUCAAGGUCAUGGUGCACGACAACAAACAUUUAAGUGGUGUACAAAAGCUUCAGUAUCUUCGUGUGUCGGUCAACGGUGAGGCAGAACAAUUGAUACGCCACCUCACUUUAACAGAGACUAAUUAUGCGCCAGCAUGGAAUUUACUGAAGGAGCGAUACAACAAUAAGAGGGCCAUCGGGAAUGCCUACAUGAAAGGCAUAUGGAGUUUACCGACUAGCACUCCGGCUAGUGCAAUAGGUAUCAAGCGAAUAUUGGACACGACCGAACAAUUCCGUGCCAAUACUGAAUCAUUGGGAGCAGAUUUAGUCGACCUAAUCAUGGUGUUCAUCCUGCAACAAAAAUUGGACAAUGAAAGUAAUUCGGAAUGGCAGAAAUUUAUUGGUUCUUCGAACGAGAUACCAACUUUGAAUCAAUUCACGAGCUUCUUGCAUCAACGGUUCACAAUACUGGAAGCAGUACAGCUUACCGAACGCAAGACGGUGAAAGUAGGGGCACACCAGCACAAGCAACGGGAGCCGUCUGCCGAGUAUGCCAGGGCGAUCAUCGAAUUUCGCAAUGCGACACAUUUCUGA